This is a messenger RNA of Aspergillus pseudotamarii, 543 nucleotides long. Its product is annotated as A4/G1 family peptidase. The transcript is spliced from 2 exons. Gene Ontology annotation, biological process: proteolysis. Gene Ontology annotation, molecular function: glutamic-type endopeptidase activity. The coding region runs from base 1 to 543 and encodes 180 amino acids. Lineage: Eukaryota; Fungi; Ascomycota; Eurotiomycetes; Eurotiales; Aspergillaceae. The record is from RefSeq and is a predicted model, not a curated record.
AUGUCUGUGACCGAGACCUUCACCGUACCAACCCCAUCCGCUUCUUCUGGCGGCUCCAGCGACGAGCGGUACUUUGUGGCCCAUCCUUUGACGCCUAGUAUGGAACGGUACCCUGGCUACGCCAACGACUUCAGAGGUAUAACCUUCUCUGUCGGCGAUACAGCUAAGGUCACUGUCAACGCGUCUAGCAAGACGGGGGGAGCCGCCACCGUAGAGAAUCAAACCAGUGGCAAGGCAGUUACACAUAUAUUCACUAGCCAAAGCGACAACGCUCUUUGCGAGACUUAUGGGGAGUGGAUCAUGGAGGGCUUCUCCUCUUUGGUGUCACUUGUUUCUUUCAUUAACUUUGGCAUUGUUGCUUUCACUAAUAUUAUCGUCACCAGUGGUGGUUCUAUAUUCUUCCCCAGCACAUUUUCUUUCUCUCUUUGCCCCUCACGAUUGCUCUUCUCAGGCUUUGAGCAAGGUCAGGACUACCGUGAAGAAUACGGAGGAACCAACCGAAUAAAACCAGGAAGAGCCUGGGCUUUGCGCAAUUACGUCUGA